Vitrella brassicaformis is the source of this 1437-nucleotide messenger RNA. The record is from the annotation of a GenBank genome assembly. NCBI's taxonomy places the organism in Eukaryota, Vitrellaceae.
AGGUCCGUGAAAGCGCAAAAGAAGGGCGAUGACAGUGAUGAGGAUGGAUGUGACGAGCUGAGGCCACGGCAGGCGCUGCCCGUCGCCGGCAGCGAUUGAGAUGGCCGCCCUCGCCGCAGAUGGACAGCAUCACCGCCGACAUGACGGCUGAAGAAUACCUCAGAGCCGUCAGGUAAAAGCAGCGCCCGCACUCAUCGCACUGAAUCACUGUUUCCUUGUCGUUGUGUUGCUACAGGUGGCAGGCACGGCAGAUCCCGAAGGUCAUCAGCCACACAGGCGGACAGCCGGCUGCCCAUCGCCCCCCCUCUCCGCCCACAAGCCAACCGCACGGCAGCAGAGCCCACCACACAGCAAGCGCCCGAUGGUGACGGUGGCAUUGUUGUGUCAGAGAGGAGGGAAGCCGAGCCGUCGGGGCUUUCGGCUGCGCUGCGGCUUGUGCGAGGCGACCAGGGAGGGGCUGACACCACCAGCACCACCACCAGCGGCACGGCUGGAGAGAUGUCGGCCACCUGGGUGAGCGAUGUGGUCUUCUACUUCAAGAAUCUGCGGCUGGUGAGACGACUUAGAUAUCGCACGUGUUGUCAGCCUUUUCCGAUUGGAUGAAUGGAUGGCUGGGUGUCAUGUGUGUGUGCAGCAAGUGCACGGGACUCGCGAGUGCGGGCCGUCUGUGGUGGUGAGGAGCCGCGACGACUGGCUGGCUGCCCGUACCUCACUGAGCCCUUCCAUUGACUCAUUACGGCAAAUGGACUCGGUGAGUGAGUGGACGAGCCACCAACACGACAAACGGCAUCCAUCCGGCCCCACUGUUCAUUCAGGUGGAGACCUGCAAGAUGGUAGAGGUGUUGGCCGAGGUGAUGCCCAAGACGACGGCAGCGACCAUCAGUGUGGACGAGGGCACUGCGGCACGACAGCUGCACGUGUGUCGGUGGUUGUUUCUGCUGCUGGUCAACCUGGACGAGCUGCAGGCCCGCGACGAGGGAGUGGCCGCCGACCUGCAGGCCAUUCGCAAACACUGCGAUGCCUGGAGGGCUCACCUGGUAUGUCUGUAUACAGGAUCCACACGCACGCACACACACACACGUGGGCCCGUGCGCUUUGUGUGUCAGAUGUCGACCGGGGUUGGGUCGGUGGGCGAGUCGUGUCGAGAGCUGUUGGCCUCUGUGAGUGUCAUCAGUGCCCUAGUUAAGAGAGUUCUUCCGGCAGAGAUGACACACACGCAGGGACGGACCCCAUGUGCUGAGCUCUGCUGCGCUAGCUAUGGCUGGGUGAUAUCUUGGCGGACUGUCGUCAACCUUUCUUUGUUCUGUUGUCUGUGACGUCGAAGUGACACUGAAUGGGGGACUCUCACAACUGAAUGGACUCUCACAACUGAAAUGGAGGCUCGCGCCUUGUUUGGUUCGCCCACGCGGCCUUUGCGAUCGAAUUCGGGCAGCUGUG